Camelina sativa (false flax) is the source of this 2040-nucleotide messenger RNA. The record is from RefSeq and is a predicted model, not a curated record. NCBI's taxonomy places the organism in Eukaryota, Viridiplantae, Streptophyta, Magnoliopsida, Brassicales, Brassicaceae.
CAAAAACAAGAUAAGUAAAAUGACUGUAAAUAGAAAAUUUAAGUUUUGAUUUGUGUGACACUAAAUAUUACUCCUACCUUUUUCGGAAUUCACUUUGUAUAUUUAAAAGAGUCAACGAAGUUCUUAAGUUAUGACUUUGGUUUGUAACCCAUGCGUUGGGUUGCUCUGUCUGAAACUUGAAAACCAUUUAUGAUCCCAAUGUAUCUGAGACUUCUUGAAUCCUGUAUUCGAUCAAGGAAUCUGACAUUAGGUCAGAUCAUUCAUCAGCAACUUCUUAAACGCUCCCUUACGUUGCGUUCCUCUACCCUCCUCGUCAAUUUAACCCGUCUUUACACAUCAUGCAACCAAGUCGAACUUGCACGCCAGGUGUUCGAUGAAAUUCCUCAUCCCAGGACGAACCCAAUCGCGUGGGACGUGAUGAUCAGAGCCUAUGCAUCGAAUGAUUUCUCGGAGAAAGCUUUGGAUUUGUACUACAAGAUGGUCGAUUCUGGUGUUAGACCCACGAAAUACACUUACCCGUUUGUGCUGAAAGCAUGUGCUGGUCUGCGAGCAAUGGAAGAUGGUAAGCUGAUACAUAGCCAUGUGACAUGUAGCGACUUCACUACUGAUAUGUAUGUGUGUACUGCUCUCGUUGAUUUCUAUGCUAAAUGCGGGGAACUAGAUAUGGCAUUACAAGUGUUCGACAAAAUGCCUAAAAGAGAUAUUGUGUCAUGGAACGCUAUGAUUUCUGGGUUUUCUUUGCAUUGCUCUUUAACUGUUGUCAUUGGAUUGUUUUUGGAUAUGCGUAGAAGCAGCGAUGGACUCAGGCCUAAUUUAUCAACAAUCGUUGGGAUGUUUCCUGCACUAGGAAAGGCUGGUGCUUUGAGGGAAGGGAGAGCUGUUCAUGGGUAUUGCACACGGAUGGGUUUUAGCAAUGAUUUAGUGACGACACCAGUGGCCAUUGGGAUUAUUCUGAUGGGUUGUGCAAGGUUUGGAGAUCUGAAUGGAGGGCGAUGCGUACAUUGUUACGCGGUUAAAGCAGGCUUCAUCUUAGACUUAACUGUUGGAAACACCAUUAUUUCAUUCUACGCCAAGUAUGGAAGCUUAUGCGAUGCUUUUAAGCAGUUUAGUGAGAUUGGCUUGAAAGACGUUAUUUCAUAUAAUUCUUUAAUCUCUGGGUGUGUGGAGAACUGUCGUCCUGAAGAGAGUUUACGUCUAUUUCAUGAUAUGAAAUCAUCUGGAAUUAGGCCAGAUAUAACAACACUGCUUGGUGUCUUAAACGCUUGUUCUCACUUGGCUGACUUGGGACACGGUUCUAGUUGCCAAGGGUAUUGUGUUGUUCAUGGCUAUUCAGCUAAUACAAGCAUUUGUAAUGCACUGAUGGAUAUGUACACAAAGUGCGGGAAACUUGAUGUAGCCAUGAGAAUUUUCGACACAAUGCAUAAGCGGGACAUAGUUUCGUGGAACACAAUGCUGUUUGGAUUUGGAAUUCAUGGGCUUGGAAAAGAAGCUCUUUCUCUGUUUAAAAGUAUGCGUGACACAGGUGUGAACCCAGACGAGGUGACUUUUCUUGCUAUUUUGUCUGCUUGUAGCCAUUCAGGACUUGUGGAUGAAGGGAAACAACUGUUCAAGUCCAUGUCUCGAGGAGAUUUCAUUGUCAUCCCAAGAAUAGACCAUUACAUUUACAUGACUGAUCUUCUAGCACGUGCCGGACACUUAGAUGAAGCUUAUGACUUUGUCAACAAGAUGCCAUUUGAGCCAGACAUUCGCGUGUUGGGUACACUUCUCUCUGCUUGUUGGACGUACAAUAAUGUGGAACUUGGGGAUGAAGUGUCGAAAAAGAUGCAGAGUCUUGGAGGAACAACAGAAAGCCUAGUUCUUCUCUCCAACACCUAUUCAGCUGCUGAGAGAUGGGAAGAUGCAGAGAAUAUUAGAAUGACACAGAAGAAAAGAGGGCUUCACAAGUCCCCUGGUUUUAGCUGGGUCGAUGUUUGAUUAUUAUGAGGAUCUUAAGCAGCACCUUGAGUAUUCUUGGAAGUCUGGCAUUAUCAAAAAUUGGCU